Messenger RNA from Purpureocillium takamizusanense, 1801 nucleotides. RefSeq lists its product as uncharacterized. The record is from RefSeq and is a predicted model, not a curated record. The transcript is spliced from 4 exons. NCBI's taxonomy places the organism in Eukaryota, Fungi, Ascomycota, Sordariomycetes, Hypocreales, Ophiocordycipitaceae. Bases 199 to 1746 code for a protein of 515 amino acids.
CGUACCUUCGUAUAUGGGGCCACCGGGUGCCACCUUCCUUCCCACGUUGUGGAAAUGCCCUCCCUUCCGCACACAACAAGCGACGAUCCGGAUUGCCGGAGGUGUCGGGUGGCCACUACUUAUACCGUCCCGGCGGCGCACUUAACUCGUCGGCCCCUCAAAGCACCUUGAUCGUUUCUCCGAGGACACAGCGUGAGAAUGAGACUCCCGGUCAUCGGGGGCGCCCUCGUCGGGCUGGCGGCCUCCAGUCCGGCGUUGGCAGAGUCUUGCGUUACACAAGCAUGCCGGCAAAACGCCCUGGCGUUUGCGUACCAGUACGGAUACCCGCUGUACGCGCUGGGCGAGUUCCUGCAGCCCCUCGACGGACAUGUCAGGACAAACCGCUUCCAUCACCAGGCGGAGCUGGCCGAGCCGGGCGCGAUCGCGGUGGUCCGGCCAAACGUCGACACGGUCUACUCGAUAGUCUUGGUCGACUUGUCCGCGUCUGACCUCGUGCUCGCCGUCCCCGAGUUUGACGGCCGAUACUGGUCGCAAGCGUUCCUGGACCUAUACGGCAAUGACAUCGCCAACAUUGGGAACCUCGGCAAAGACGGGCCCGGCGACUACUUGGUGCGAUACGCCCCCAACAACGCCGGGCUGCAGCGCCAAGGGGCCGAGGGGCCGUUCAAGGCGUUCGUCAACGUGCCCACGCCCUAUGCCCUUUCCAUCACGAGGAUCCUGGUCAAGAGCGACGGGGGAGACUUGGACAAGGUGCACGGGUUUCAGAAGCGGCUUCUGGUCUCUGAACGACCGCGUUACGACACCUCGACCAUCCCGCCGUUCAACCUGAGCCUGUUCUGGGAUCCAGCCCAUCGCCCCGGCCCAGAGACCUCCCUCGAGGUCGCCAUCCUGAGACUGACCGCGGCGCUGUCCGCGCACAACGCACCCUACAUUCCGCAGGACCGGGCCUGGGUCGCCCGUCUUUUGGAGGACGCAGGCAUCGCCGCCGGGCGGUUCACACAGCCGCCGGGGACCAACUUGACGAGGGCCACCGCGGCGGCCAACGACUCGGUGGCCGCCCUGCGCGCCAUGCCGGGCUUCGUCCACGACAUGGGAAACAACUGGACCCUGAGCCAGCCGGUGGGCCUGUACGGCUCCUACUACCAGGCACGAUACUUUAUCGCUGCCCGCGGGUAUCUCGCCCUCACCCAGGACCAGGUGCUGUACCCGGUAUCGCCCACGCUGGAGCUCGGGGCCAACCAGUCGUACAUUGUCCGGUUCUCCCGCCGGCCCAAGACCGUCGAGGGUGGGUUCUGGAGCCUGACCGUGUACGGGCCCGAUCAGUUCCUGGUGCCGAACCGGCUCCGGCGCUACGCCUUGGGGGACCGGAGCAACCUCACCUUCCCGGACGGGCGUUCGCUGUCCGAGGGCCCGGACGGCCCGUUCGACAUUUUGCUUCAGUCGAGCGAGACCGAACCGCCGUCAAACUGGACGAGCAAGUACGUUAGCUGGCAGAGAGCAGGCCUGGACGCGCCGGCUAACUUCAAGGCAGUUGGCUCCCCGUGGACGCGCGCGGCGGCCGGUUUUCAAUCAACUUACGCUUCUAUGGAGCCACCGACGAACUUGUCGACGGCUCGUAUACAUAUCCAAAGUUCAUUCUUGGAGGGUCCAUUCGCAAGUGAGGGCGGGGGUUGGGCUCGGGCUCCCCGACAAGUGAACAGUGAAUGCCAACAUUCGUCCGUCGUCUCGUCAGGCCAAAAUACGUGACGGAACCCGACGCUGGGAAUUUCAUCUGAACCCGGUGUAGCCUAUGGUACGGUCU